Bactrocera dorsalis (oriental fruit fly) is the source of this 1843-nucleotide messenger RNA. RefSeq lists its product as uncharacterized. The coding region runs from base 635 to 1798 and encodes 387 amino acids. The transcript has 5 exons. The record is from RefSeq and is a predicted model, not a curated record. Lineage: Eukaryota; Metazoa; Arthropoda; Insecta; Diptera; Tephritidae.
AUUGCCGGAUACUGGUGUAAGUGAAUACUUGAAUUUUUAUUUUAUUGGUGCGAUAAUACUGUUUAGACUGCACGAAGGUAAGUACAUAGGCAUCGAAAUUUUUGGUAUCUGUAUUUCUGUAUGUAUGCAUAUGUGUAUACUGAACAGUUUUCGGGUUUUAUAUUCCUAUAUAUAUAUACAUACAUAUGUGCAUAUAAUAUAUAAUACAUAUUAAAGGACUUGAUACGCCCACUUGGUAUUUUGGUAUGAUAUGUUUUGCAGGGUAUAUUUCUUUCUGCGAUUUGUUCCUCUUUCUUUGCUCCAGCUGACUACCUCCUUCUGCCGUUGUUUAGUUUUGUGUACGCCUGUGUGUUUCUUUUUUGGUUUUUUUGUUAUUGGUGUUUUAGUUUUUCGCGCCCGAUUUGUGUUUAAGCUUAUUACUUAAAUUUCGUUUUCGCGCACGAUUAAUUAUUUAGUUGAUGUUUUGUGUUUAGGUAACGCACGUUAGUUUGUUGCUGUUGUCUUUUGUUCGUUUUGUUGUCGUUGUCACUUCACCUUUUCUCUCCACUUUAUUGCCUGGGGAUGUUCGAGCAAGCAAAUAACUGCGGCAAUAUUGCAACCCUGAUGUUUUUUUGCAGAUGCUCAGCUGAUACUUAUGCAUAUAUUUUGCAAAUAUUUUGCGCGGCAUGCAAUUGAUAGCAUGGUGGAGAGUGAGAGUGCUUUACUUUUGAAAUACAAACAAAAAAGGAAAGAAAGUUUUGCGCGUAAAAAGAAAUGGCUGUUGACUGAAAUUUUAAAAAAGAGGACGAUAGUGAAAUCGCAAAAUUUUUUCAAGACAAUUCCAUUUUAUCCUCCGGACAUAUAUUUGUCACAUUUUCGGAUGUCUCGUGAAACAUUUGCGGAAUUAAAGAGCGCCUUGGAGCCUUUUUGGAUAACGUCACGAGGGGAAUAUUCAAUGGAUCAGGCCUUGCAUAUUACCCUGUGGAAGCUUAGUAACAGCAGAGUCACUUAUCGUGAAUUAUCAGAUAAAUUUGAUGUUUCAAAAGGGACUGCCCACAAAAUUUUUCUUAAAACGAUCAAUGCAAUUUGUCAGUUGAAGCAUGAAAUAUGUUGGCCAUCAAUUUCCCAACAGCAAACAAUAAUGGAGCGUUUCCAAGCGAGCCGGCCGAAUGCAUUUCCUUUCGUAGUCGGCUGUUUGGAUGGGACACAUUUUAAAAUAAACACACCGAAGAAGGAUGCAAUUAGCUACUAUGACCGAAAGGGGAACUAUUCCAUUAUUAUGCAGGGCAUAUGCGACAGCACAUUUCGUUUCUUGGAUGUUUUUAUCGGCUACCCAGGGAGCUGCCAUGACGCCAACGUAUGGAAAAAUAGUCCGAUAUACAAAGGAAUUACGUGUGGAGAGAUACAACUUGCAAAAGAUGCUAUAAUUUUAGCUGACUCAGCUUAUCCUCUUUCAAAAUAUUUGAUCGCGCCUUAUAGAGAUAAUGGACAUCUGUUGAGAGAGGAGAAACAAUUUAAUUAUUAUUUAAGUUCAACUCGGGUAUUCAUAGAACAAGCUUUUGGGAUUUUGAGGGGAAAAUUCAAAAUUUUAAAUCAUAUUGAUAUUCAAAAUAUGGAAGAGGUAUCAAAAGUAGUAUUAGCUUGUGUAAUUUUGCAUAAUUUAAUAAUGCGGAACAAUUUUAAUGAUUCUGAAAUCAAUUAUCCAUUGGAAAAUUUCGAAAUAUUUAAUGAAAACGAUGCUGAAAUGCAUGAAAACAUAAAUGAUACUAACGAAGGUAUUAUCAAAAGAAAUAAUUUAAAAAUGUUGUUUGUUUCUUAAAUUUUUUAUUUUUUAAAUAAAAAUGUUAGUAAAUAAAUAUAUGUA